Molecule: messenger RNA, 829 nt
Organism: Ilyonectria robusta
Lineage: Eukaryota; Fungi; Ascomycota; Sordariomycetes; Hypocreales; Nectriaceae
Exons: 2
Source: RefSeq, a predicted model, not a curated record
UCUAGAAGUAACCCCACUAUCGAUUUGUGUCCUGCAGCAGCAGCCAGGUGUAGCGGGGUCUUGCCGUCCUUGUCGACCGAGUUGACUGACUCCGUAGCUCCUUUCUUUAGAAGCAACCCGACUAUCGAUUCGCGUCCCGCUGCAGCAGCCAGGUGUAGCGGGGUCUUGCCGCCCUUCAACUCAACUAUCUUAUCGACUGCUCCUUUCUCCAGAAGCAACCCGACUAUCGAUCCGUGUCCUGCAGCAGCAGCCAGGUGUAGCGGGGUCUUGCCGUUCUUGUCGACCGAGUUGACUGACUUCGUGGCUCCUUUCUUUAGAAGCAACCCGACUGUCGAUUCGUGUCCCGCUGCAGCAGCCAGGUGUAGCGGGGUCUUGCCGUCCUUGUCGACCGAGUUGACUGACUUCGUGGCUCCUUUCUCUAGAAGCAGCCCCACUAUCGAUUCAUGUCCUGCUAUAGCAGCCAGGUGAAGCGGGGUCUUGCCGUCCUUCUCGACCGAGUUGACUGACUCUGCUCCCUCCUUUUCCAGGAAUAGGCGAACCGUCUCGUCAUCUCCAGCUGCAGCGGCCAGGUGCAACGGGGUUGUGCCAUCAUUAUCGACCGAGACUGACUUCACGCCGCGAACUGCAGGGUCGGCGGGAUCUGGGCUACAGUGCCCUGUGUUUGAUGUAUUGUACUGCGUUGCUGAGGCAUCCAUAAUACAAGCAGAAAUUGAGCAGGAAGGUGUGGGAAAUGACGAAUUUGCCAAGUAUCUUCGUAAGCAAAGUUAAACCUUAGAAAAUCGCUACGUAAAAGUGAAACCCCUUUUCUGGCUUCCUGUCGCACUGAGCG